Tuber aestivum (summer truffle) is the source of this 2979-nucleotide messenger RNA. The record is from the annotation of a GenBank genome assembly. NCBI's taxonomy places the organism in Eukaryota, Fungi, Ascomycota, Pezizomycetes, Pezizales, Tuberaceae.
UGCUCUCAGGUAAUCGUGAUGCCAGGGCUACCGGCAAUUUAUCCUCGGCUUGUGAAUUUCAUGAUUUCGAUUUCUCCGAGGAUAUCGUGUCGUCACGUAUAUAUAAUCAGGGUUUGCUGUUAGCAAGCUGUUUAUCCCCUUGAUCCGCCCUCCCCCAUUCCCCACGAUUCCCCUCUUUCUGAACUCUCCCGAAAGGUUUCACGGAAUAGGCUUUGUAUUGUUAUGUCUGGGUUAGACCGUCGAACGAGUAACUCUUCACAGACGAGCAAUUCUCCACUCUUGCCGCGCUCCAACGCUGAUGGCACUCAUGGGUGGAGGGAUGUGCUCGAGAACAAGAUGACCUGGGCGUAUGUUUUGACCCUAUGACCUUUGGUAUGCGGUGCUGAUUGGGGAAAGGUGGUACGCGAGCAUCAUGUCCUCCGGGGGUGUGGCCUUGAUACUAUACUCUAUUCCGUACGGGUUUCGCGGUCUCUGGAUUUUGGGUAUGCAUGUAUUCCCUCUGGGAGUCAUUUGUCGGUGUUGAUAUCCAACCAGGAGGAAUAAUCUAUAUCGCUUCAUUGGUUGGCUUCGUUCUUCUUCUGGCAACCCACAUUGUCCGGUUUUUACUCAACCCCAGGCUCAUACGCGCGAGCGCUGCCCACCCAUCGGAAGGGCUCUUCGUCUCCACUUUUGCGGCGGCCCUAGGAAUCCUGAUCAUCGAUGGAGCAACUUAUGCCGAGAAAAUGCACACGGCGCACGGGACCGCGCUCAGGGCUUCAUUCUGGAUUUUCCUCGUUGUAUCCGUUAUCUUUAGCGUUGGGAGUCCAUUGGCGCUGUAUGCCCCUCUCCCCGUUCCCCUCUAACUGCCCCCUGGCUCAGUGGGUUGACUUGCGGACUAUAGAUUUUCGGGGGCACCGCACGCUGAGCAGGUAUGGGUUGUUCCAUUCUCCUCCUUGGUUUUGCUUACUGAUCCCUAGUAGGAGGCUACACCGUUAGCUACGCAGACCGUCCUGCCACUUACGCUCGUCGGCUGUGUGGCGGCUACAGUCGCUGCUCACAUUAGUAUCCACAACCACCACAUCGCCAUGCCGAUAAUCUACAUGGGUAUUGCAGUCCAGGGGAUGGGGAUACUUGUCUCACUGCUCGUAUUACCCCCUACUUCUUCCGCACCUGCCCAUCUAACAUCCCUCAGUCUCUAUCCAGCUUUGUCGACAGGCUUUACCACUGCUCGGUGCCCUCCAUUUCACAGAGACCAUCGAUGUACGUGGCGGUUGGCCCACCCGCCUUCAGCGCACUUUCCUUCGCCCUGCUGGCAGAGCAGUGUCUACGACACUUCCCAGCGGAAAAGACCGCGCCGGGUGGAGCCAAUGAGAUUGUCGGGGGAGUAGCACUUUAUUACAUCCUGCUCACCUUCUCACUCAUGUUCUGGGGCCUGUCGCUGUGGUUCUUUUUGAUCUCGACGUGCAGCACUCUCGCAGUAUUGGGUCAAAUGGGUAUUGGCGUUCAGAAGCUGCAGUUGUUUGCUUUGAUCUUCCCCAAUGGUUAGAAUUUUUAGCAUCCUGGGGGCUACCGCUUACUAACACGGUUACAGUUGGGUUCGCUCUUGCUACCAUUCACUUAUCCAGACUCUUUGGUCACCCGAAAGUGCUCGCAAUCAUCUCCGAGGUGCUAUCGUUGACGGUGGUCGGCGCCUGGGCUAUCGUGGUCCUGGCUACUUGCUACGGAGUUUUGUCGGGAAGGAUCUUUAGGACGGUUUAAAGGGGAUUUGAAAGAAAAAAUUGAUCAGAGAGGGGAGUGCGAUGUGGAGAUGGCUUGUGGUGUAUUUGUACAUAGAUGACUAGUUUUGUCUUCGCACGCCAGGCUUUUUCUGUUCCUUUGUUGCUUGCUUAAUCAUGGAUACUCACUCGCUGAUUCAGGGGGUUUUGUGGAUGGGGUGAUGGUUGAGAUUUGUGAAUGAUUGUGUGAUAUUGUAGCAAUGCUAGUUCAAUACUUCCAUACAUAGUGGACACUAGGCACAACGAGCACUGCCUUAUGGAAUCCUCUGAACUACUGUUUAAUACUACAUAACAAUGGAGACGAGUCAAUAAAAGGUGGGAGUUCGCUAUGCCGGCCGCUCGGUCUAUAGGGAAACAUUGUGCUCCUUAUCUGCUAGAAGUCGUUAUACGGAAGCAUACUUGAAGUACACUCUAGUAGGCAGCCGACUACACAACAGGACCUGACAUGUCCACCCUGCCGAACCAGAUACCUAGAAUCUGCGAGAUUUUUUACCAAGACCGCUUUAACCAUGACCGAAUACUCACCAUGAAUUACCCAUCCCAUCCUGCCCAUACUUAUAACUAGCUAUAAAGUUUCUUGCCGAUAGACUACUCAGAUCUCUGGAACGCAUCAUCUGGGGCAUUAGUUAGGCGACAAGGAAACAUCGGACAGAACACGCCUUCAUCCACCCGGAGUACCUUAUCAGUGAAAUCGCUUCUAUAUCAAUUUCCCCUGCUAGAUUUUUUUCGCCAUCCCCUCGAGUGGGGUUAACUCCGGAUCCGGUCUCGGGAGGGGGGACUUUCUGUCGCGGAGAUUGUUUGGAGAGGGGAUCCCCUCUUGGCACGAACGUAUCUGGUAUCAUUGGAGAGAUUGGGGGAGGGAAAUAAAGGACCUAUGGCUGGUUUGGAUGAAGGGGGGCGUCGUGCUGAGCUUCGCCGCGGGAAGCAGUGGUGACACUGAGUUCCGAGAGAGGGUCAAGAAAACCCGGCGUCUGUUUGUAAGGUGUUGUGAUGGAUUUGUGGAGUAUCGUACUGUACUCGUAGCGUGGGGGGUGGCCAUGAAAGGGCUUUGGAUUUGCUUCUGUGUGUGUGUAAGAAGUGGGGGUGUGUGGGUUAGGCCGAAUGUACUGGUAAAGGUUUUUAGUUUAUGAUAGAUCAAUCUUUUCCAAAUUUUGGGGCGGCGUUGGUGCUCGACUUGUCGGUCGUGGAUAUCGUACGAUGGCGGAAGAUCGGGAAUUUUGUAAUU